Messenger RNA from Choloepus didactylus (southern two-toed sloth), 5152 nucleotides. It is a transcript of the gene IFNAR2, whose product is annotated as interferon alpha and beta receptor subunit 2. The record is from RefSeq and is a predicted model, not a curated record. NCBI's taxonomy places the organism in Eukaryota, Metazoa, Chordata, Mammalia, Pilosa, Megalonychidae. The transcript is spliced from 8 exons. Bases 3035 to 4591 code for a protein of 518 amino acids. Gene Ontology annotation, molecular function: interleukin-22 receptor activity; protein binding.
CUCAAUUGUUGAUGGACACUUUAUGGCCUUAAGACUGUAACUUUGUAACCAAAUAAGCCCCCUUUAUAAAAGCCAAUCCAUUUCUGGUGUUUUGUAAAAUGGCAGCAUUAGCAAACUGGAACAACCCUGAUUCUGAAAAGUUAAUUCCUAUACCAAUGGUGGGUUUCAAAGAACUUCUCUGAAGAUUGAAAGCUCAAGAUCAGAUGACUAAGGAACAUUAGACCAGACUAGAUAGCGUAUCUGAAGAUGUUAGUGACUUACAGAAGAAUCAGACUACAACUAUGGCCCAAAUUGCACAAUACAAGAGGAAACUUAUGGAUCUUUCUCAUAGAAUCCUACAGGUCCUAGUCAAACAGAAAAUUCAGAGGACAAGUGGUUAUGCCAUCCAGGCGGAUGAAGAGCAGUUAUGAGUUCAGCUAGAUACAAUUCAGUGUGAACUAGAUGCACCUACUCAGUUCGAGGGCUGACUAAAUGAACUGAUGUCCCAAAUCAGAAUGCAGAAUCAUUUGGGGGCAGUCAUAUCUGAAGGAAGAUAUUGCAUAGACACAGGUCUGUUAGGAAAAAUCAAGCAGCAUUUAAAACAACAGGAAUGCCUUAGCCACUUAAUUAGCAUCAUAAAAGAUGAUCUAGAAGAUAUCAAGUUGGUAGAACAUAGACUGAAUAAAGGCAUCCACAUCAGAGAUGGUGUCUCCAGUUGACAGUUCACAGCCUUGUGCUAGAGAUUUAAGACAUUCAUCCUCUUAUUGCAUCAGGCCUUCCUUAAGAAGAAAACUGACCACAUGGAGGAAAUAAAAAAAAGAAAACAACCCUCUGCUGGCUUGGUUUCUGAGAAGGUUACGUAAUAAAUUACUGUUCAUCAAAUCUGAAUAACAAGUUACCUCACAGCUCUUCAAAGGUAGCUUUGAAAGAUUUAUAUCUAAAAGCUGUAUUUACUUUUAAAAAGAGAAGUACGUAAUUACCAAAUAGUACUAGUGUACAUUUUUACAACAGCAUUGUUCUUAAAAAUAGUCAGUGUUUAAUGCUUAUUCUCCAUCGAGUCUAUAGUCUACUUUCCAUAGCAAGUAAAUAUGAGCUGUCUACUUUGCACGUAGCAAAGAUUGUAUAAUUACUUGGAUGCUGGAGAUUGUACUUCCGAGUGUAAAUGUAUAUCUUUUUUUAUAUUUGUGAAUUCAUUUAUGGGAGGAGUAAAGAAAAUCCAAGAGUAUUUAAUGAUUAAUGCAUUUUUCUUUUCAUUCCAUAAAUAUUUUAAAAUACAUUUUUAUAUUAUUUUACUUAUUUGGAAUUUACAGAACAUACCUAAGCAAUUAGGAUAUAACAAAAUUACUUAUCAUUUUUGCAAUCUUUUUGUUUUUUUAACCUUUUUAUUUCUAAAAAGAGGAAAACAUGUAAAUAAAUUCUUGAUUUGUAAUGACUUUAAAAAAAACUAAGGGGCAAAGUGGGAAUUUAAAAAGGUUAUGAUUCAUAUCACAGAGAAAGGGCCAGUUUCCUUCAUGUUCACAAAUCUCCUGCAAAUCAGUGACAGAGAGACCAAUAAUUCAGUAGAAAAAUGGGGCCAAGAGUACAGACAGUUAACAGGCAAGGAAAUACAGAGGACUCUUAAAUAUAGAAAAAGAUACUCGAUCUUGAGUAGAAGAAAUGCAAAUUAAUAUUAGCCUGAGGUGUAAUUUUUUCACUUAUGAAUUUGAUAAAAGUCCAAGAAUGUGAUGCCCUGGUGGACGAGGCUGUGGGGAAGCAGUGACGAUGGCUGUGUGACUUGGUACAGCCCCUAGCGUGGGCUCUUUGGCAGUUUCUAUCAUAAUUACAAAUAUAUUGUCCCUUUGUGCCAGGUCUCUUCUGCUGCCCCUUCAGAUCUGCCUUCCCCCUUCUCCACCCUUUAUUUUGUUUGGGGCACUUGUCCUAUAUGACAGAACCAUCAGCACCCUUUCCCUGUGGCUUUGCAUGGGGUUUAGCCAAUGGGGAGCCCCAAGUAGGAGAAGGGAGAGAGGACUGUGAGGAUAUUUAUUCCUCAGCCCCCUCCUUGCAUGAACCUUGGGCUUGAGUUUCCCAUCACACUCACACACACACACCACCACCACCACCACCACCACCACCACAGCCUUCUUCCAAGUUCCAGUAUCAGCUCCUCCCCCUUUCCCCUUCAAACCCUGGGUAGGAACAGCCCAUCAUUGUCAGCUCAAGGUACUGCAUUCUCCCUUGUGGUUUUCCCUACAAGCUCACACAUUUGUAAAUAGUCCCUGGAUUAAAGCCUUCCUCAAAACAUCCUAACUUCAGUGCAAUUUCCUGCUGGGAUCCUGAUUGAAUUGCCCUUUGCCUGGCAAUCCAAUCCUACUUCUGGAAAGUUUUCCUACACCUAUGCUUGCAUAUGUGCCAAAAGAUGCAUGUCCAAGAUUAUUCAUUGCAGAAAAGAUUGGAAACAACUCAAAUGUCCCAUCAGUAGGGCACUAGUUAAAUAAAUGAAGGUAUAUCCAUAGAAUGGAAUACUAUGCAGCUAUUUAAAAAACAGAAACAAGGAAAUUCUCUCUGGUGCUGAUGUGGAAAGAUCUCCCCAAUAUAUUUUUAAGUAAUAAAAACUUUAUUUAUUUAUUUAUUUAUUUUUGGUAAAAUGGGGAGGGAUAAGAAUAUAUAUUUGUGUUUGUUUAUGCGUAAAGAAAUUCUGAAGGAUUCACAAAAAAACUAAUAAAGGUAAUUUUAUAAAAGGAAUGAGAUUUAUCACUUUACUUUUUUGUAUGCUUAAAAUUUUUUGAAUCAAGAGAAUGUAUUACCUGCUCAAAAAGUUAAACUUAAGAAUUUCUCUCUAAAGAAGGGAUUGGUCAAAGAAGCUAAGAUGAGGUUGCCCUUAGCACUGGGGUAACGGGUAGGGCUGGGGCAGGGCAGAGGAAGCUGGGAGCCAGGAAUUUCUCUGUUUCUUCCUGGUCCCCCGUCUUGUCUUUGCCUGUUCUUAUCUGCAAUUUAGUUAAACACUUCAGAAUUGUAAUGAUCUAAUAUUUGUUUCCUUUCAGAUGUGAAAGUAAAGCAAUGACCAAAAAUAACAAAGAUGCUUUUAAGCCAGAAUGCCUCAGCCAUCAGACCAUUUAAUUUGUAUCCCUGGGUGUAUAUCAGCCUUCUGUUUGGUACUUCACAUGCUUUGACUGAUUUUUCAGAUGAAUCUUGCAUUUUAAAGAUGGCAUUACAAAAUUUCCGGUCCAUCUUAUCGUGGGAGUUAAAAAACCAUUCCAUUGUGCCAACUCACUAUACAUUAUGGUACACAAUCAUGAGUAAACCAGAAGAUAUGAAGAUUGUUGAGGACUGCACAAAUAUCACGAGACCAAUAUGUGACCUCACAGAUGUGUGGGAACACAUGCACGAGACCUACAUCCCCAAAGUAAUAGGAUUCAGAGGGAACACGGAGGUGGUCACUUGCGUAGGCAAUUUAUUCCUGGCCACGGACAUGUCUUUUGAACCACCAGAGUUCGAGAUUGUUGGUUAUACAGACCAUAUGAAUGUGAUAGUAAAAUUUCCACCCUUCACUCCUAAAAUGCUAGAUUAUUUAUCGCUUGUCAUUGAAGAACAGUCAGGGGAGAUUGUUAAGAAGCAUAACCCCCAAAUAAAUGGAAACAUCACUGGAAAUUUCAAUUAUGCCAUGGACAAGUUAAUUCCAAACACAAACUACUGUGUAUCUGUGUAUUUUGAGCCUAAAGACCUGGGAUCAAUAAAAAAAUCUCCCUUAAAAUGUACUCUCCUUCAGCCUGGCCAAGAAUCAGAGUCAUCUGAAUCUGGCAAACUAGGAGGAAUAAUUAUUGUGUUUUUAAUAGCCACUGUCUUCAUAAGCAUCAUAAUAAUACUGAAACGGAUUGGUUAUAUAUGCUUAAGAAAUGAUUUCCCCAAAGCUUGGAAUUUUUCUAACAAAUCAGCCUGGAUAUUUCCCGGACCGCCGUCACUGGAAGCCGUGGAUGUGGUGGAAGUCAUUUACAACACCAGGAAGAAGAAAGUGUGGAAUUAUAAUUAUGAUGAUGAAAGUGACAGCGAUAACGAAGCGGCUUCUGAAAGAGGCGCCGAUGGUUACACGAAGCACAGACUAACAGGCAGGCCUCCGAGCGAGGCUUCUGCGUCCUUGUCCCCCUCCGUGGGGUCCCAGUUCUCAGACCCAGACGCUGGUGAACCUGACCCACCCGAGCCCCCGCUGGCGACAGUGCCCUGGCUGGGUCCCUGGCAGCCGGGAUGCAUAAGUGAGCCCUAUCAGAGGAGAGAGAGUCCGCCCCAGGACCCCGUUUCUGAGGACAGCGACACUACUGAGAGAUCCGGGGACAGAGUUGUCUUCAAUGUGGAUUUAAACUCCGUGUGUAUGAGGGUCCUCGAUGAAGAUGACUCAGAAGUCCCACCGGUGUUACCAUCUCUUCCAGAAGACACCAUCACCCUAGAGGGUCCCGAUGAAACAGAAUCAAGCCUUCUGAUACCCAGGGAGGAAGGGACUCAGCCACCCUUCCCCAGCCCCUCUGGGGAGCGCCAGUGGCCUGAAGUUGCUUCCGACAAAAGCGACUCUGAGUCUGAUGUUGACAUGGGGGAUGGUUACAUAAUGAGAGGAGUCCGAAACUAUGCGGGGAGCCAGGACUGAAAAAUACCUACAAGGUUCUCUCUCCUUGGAGCCUUACUUGGUCACAUGUGGCCUGGAAGCAUUCUAGGAGGGAAGGAGUAGAAAACCCUAGAGACUGCCCCAACCUUCUGAUAAGACAUCUAUGCAGAGUCCCAGCCUCCUGGAGGAGGAGGAGGUGGGAAACAUAGUAUCAUCCAGGAUAUUGUUUACAUGUUCAAAAUGAUACACUUUGGGGGGAACUUUCCCAGCCAAUUCUCUGUACUCUAAUGCCCUUACUAAUGUCUGUGCACUAUGUUUCCCAAGUAAAGAGCAGACAUCCCGGUGGUUUUCAAGGGUGGUCCAAGGCCAUGUGAUAUUUCUGGGAAGUAGUUAAAUCAGGCCAGGGUGGGAGUGGGGAGAGAAAAGGAAACAACUCAGCAGAGUUCCCGCAGGAGCAGGCGGCAGUGUUUCACAAGAGGAGCCCCUCAGCUUUCUGUCCCAGCAGGGUCAAAGGAAAGCAGCAAAUCACACAAAAAAAAAAAAAAAGAGGAGGAGGGGAGGACAGCUGGAGAGCAAAGGAAGGCACAAGGAAGCAGACGCAAA